Messenger RNA from Xenopus laevis (African clawed frog), 7019 nucleotides. RefSeq names its product zinc finger SWIM domain-containing protein 8 (gene zswim8.L). The record is from RefSeq and is a predicted model, not a curated record. The transcript has 26 exons. The coding region runs from base 666 to 6158 and encodes 1830 amino acids. Gene Ontology annotation, cellular component: Cul2-RING ubiquitin ligase complex. Gene Ontology annotation, molecular function: zinc ion binding. Lineage: Eukaryota; Metazoa; Chordata; Amphibia; Anura; Pipidae.
AGCCUUUAACCUCUCCUCCUUUACAUGUUAUCCCAGUUUCCCUUUCUGCCCCCCACCAAUACUUUGGUCUCUUCUGCACCCCUUCCCCUAUUCCCUUGUGUUCACUCCACCCCAUAGUGCUCUCUCGUCUCUCAGCUCACCAACCAUUACUAUGACUUUGAUUUUCCUGCUGCAGCCGAUGGGACUGAUGCUUCUGUACGGCCCGGGGAGCGUCUCUAAAGCCAGCGCUAUUGGACAGUAUGUAGGGGCUUCAAUUAGAGACAGUCACUGUCUGAUUACGCCGCACGUCACAGAGAAACCUUAGUAAGUUGCUGCGAAAUGCCAUCUCUCCGUCGCAUCGGUAGGAAAUCUAAACAGAUGCAACACUACGGCCAGUCCCGCUCCUACACGCUUCCCACGAGCUACAACAGGAAUUCCGAGCAGGAAAGGAAGAGGAGGCGCAGAAAGAGACGUCCGUGCGUCGUGACAUCACAUCCGCUCCCCCUCCCAUGACAAGGAUCUGAUACACACAAGACACAGGAGUGUAUUUUUAACAUACAGCUGACAUGAUGACAUUAUGACAUUAUAUGAAACGAUGGCCUAUGACAUUACUGCCUGUGCAUUCCACCAUCUCCUGCCGUGUUCCCAGACCUUCCCCUUAGCUUUGGUUUAGUCAGCUGGAUGUGAUGGAACUCAUGUUUGCAGAGUGGGAGGAUGGCGAGAGAUUUUCCUUUGAAGACUCUGAUAGGUUUGAGGAAGACUCGCUCUGUUCCUUCAUCUCUGAAGCGGAAAGUCUGUGCCAGAACUGGAGAGGAUGGAGGAAACAAUCUGCAGGGCCCAAUUCACCCACUGUCAAAAUUAAAGAUGGGUUAGUGAAUCCUUUGGUAGAGCUGUCUGCUAAACAGGUGGCAUUUCACAUUCCGUUUGAAGUGGUAGAGAAAGUCUAUCCCCCAGUGCCGGAGCAGCUGCAAUUGCGCAUUGCUUUCUGGAGCUUUCCUGAGAAUGAGGAGGAUAUCAGGCUUUACUCAUGCUUGGCCAAUGGCAGCGCCGAUGAGUUCCAGAGAGGAGAGCAACUCUUUCGGAUGAGAGCAGUUAAGGAUCCCCUACAGAUAGGUUUCCACUUGAGUGCCACUGUAGUUCCUCCCCAAAUGUUGUCCCCAAAGGGCGCCUACAAUGUUGCUGUGAUGUUUGAUCGUUGCCGGAUCACUUCAUGCAGCUGUACCUGUGGAGCUGGUGCCAAGUGGUGUUCGCAUGUUGUGGCCCUCUGCCUCUUCAGGAUACACAAUGCGUCGGCGGUCUGUCUGCGUGCUCCAGUCUCAGAGUCCUUAUCUCGGCUGCAGAGAGACCAGUUACAAAAAUUUGCUCAGUAUCUCAUCAGUGAGCUGCCUCAACAGAUUCUUCCUACUGCUCAGCGUCUUCUAGAUGAGCUGUUAUCUUCCCAGUCAACAGCAAUUAAUACAGUGUGUGGAGCUCCAGAUCCAACAGCAGGACCCUCAGCCUCAGACCAGAGCACAUGGUAUCUGGAUGAGUCUACUUUGAGUGACAAUAUAAAGAAAACACUCCAUAAGUUUUGUGGUCCUUCUCCAGUUGUCUUCAGUGAUGUGAACUCCAUGUACCUCUCUUCCACGGAGCCACCAGCAGCAGCAGAAUGGGCAUGUCUCUUGCGUCCUUUGCGAGGAAGGGAACCUGAGGGCAUCUGGAACCUGCUGUCUAUAGUCAGAGAGAUGUUUAAGAGACGAGACACCAAUGCCGCCCCUUUACUAGAGAUCCUUACUGACCAAUGUUUGAAUUAUGAGCAGAUAACAGGCUGGUGGUACAAUGUGCGCACAUCUGCAUCUCACAGCAGUGCCAGUGGGCACACAGGUCGUAGUAAUGGGCAAUCAGAAGUUGCUGCUCAUGCAUGUGCUAGUAUGUGUGAUGAGAUGGUAGUACUCUGGAGAUUGGCAGUGUUAGAUCCUACAAUUAGCCCACAAAGACGCAGGGAUCUUUGUGCUCAACUCCGUCAAUGGCAGCUGAAAGUUAUUGAAACUGUUAAGAGAGGGCAGCACAAGAAGUCUCUAGACAAACUCUUCCAGGGCUUCAAACCAGCUGUGGAAGCAUGUUACUUCAACUGGGAAGAAGCUUAUCUUAUCCCUGGCAUCACCUACUGCAGCACAGACAAGAAGAACUCCUUCUGCUGGGUCAAGGCAUUUCAGCAGAGAAGCUGCCGGCUUCAGUGUACUGAUGCAGUAUGUGAUGGUGGACGAGGGCAGGGACAUGAAAAUUGUCACCUCUUUGGAGACAGAUCACGCCCAUGCUCACAGGAGAUGUCUGUGCGUCCCAAAGAACUUGUAGGUAAAAGAAAGGUGACCUCUGAAGUUCCACAGAGGGUCUUGCGAAGACUUUCUGCAGAAGGAGGAGAGAAAACUGUGUAUAAAUCCACAGUGAACAAAGGAAAAAUUGCAGCAAGCAAGUGUCUUGCCAGCAAGCAUAGUGGCAAACGUCGAAUGAGUAGCGAAGACAGCUCACUGGAGCCAGAUAUGGCUGAAAUGAGUCUGGAUGACGGCAGCUUGGCUCUUGGGGCUGAAGCUUGUAACACUUUUAGCUUUAUAGAAUCUCCUCUUAGUAGGAGAUACCAGGACAACUUUGAAGAUGAAGGUGGAGUCUAUUAUUCUGAAGGGCUUGAACCAGAAGUUGGUGGAAGUGGAACAAUAUCAAAGGCUGAAGCUGAUCCAAUUGGGGAAUCUGCUGCUGCUAGUGGAGAAGAAGAUCUGAUAUCUGCAGAUGAGGGGAAAAGCACAAAAACUGAAGAGGUGGGUGAGAAUGGAGCUGUCGGAGGGGGUGGAGCAGAAAGCAAAGAAGCUGAAGAGGGGGAAGUGAGAGAGAAGGGAGAGGAAGAAGACGACUACCAAGCAUACUAUCUGAGUCAUCAAGAAGCAGCAAAGAAUGAAGAUGAAAAAGGAGAUGAAGGACUGGAUGAAGAACAAGACAUAUUUGUGGGAAUAAAACCUCUGGAGCAAGAAAAUCGAAUGGAGGUUCUCUUUGCCUGUGCAGAGGCAUUGUAUGCUCAUGGAUAUAGCAACGAAGCUUGUCGACUUACAGUAGAGCUGGCGCAUGACUUACUUGCUAAUCCUCCAGAUCUGAAAGUAGAGCAACCCCCUACCAAGGGCAAAAAGAACAAGGUCUCAACCAGCAAACAAACAUGGAUAGCAAGCAACACCUUGUCCAAAGCAGCUUUCUUAUUAACAGUGCUGAGUGAGCGUCAAGAGUACCACAAUCUUGCAUUUUGCAUUGGCAUGUUUGCCUUGGAACUUCAGAGACCUCCAGCUUCAACCAAAGCAUUAGAGGUAAAAUUGGCAUACCAAGAGUCAGAAAUUGUGUCUCUUCUAAAAAAGAUCCCAUUGGACAGCAAUGAAAUGAACACUAUCCGUGGCCGAGCAAAGGAUUUACGAGAUGGCACUUUGUGUGAUUACAGACCUGUGCUCCCUCUUAUGCUUGCUAGUUUUAUUUUUGAUGUGUUGUGCACCCCAGUGGUUUCCCCAACAGGUUCCCGUCCUCCUAGUCGUAAUCGCAACAAUGAGAUGCCUGGAGACGAAGAGCUUGGCUUUGAGGCAGCUGUAGCUGCAUUAGGAAUGAAAACAACAGUCAGUGAAGCGGAACAUCCUUUACUUUGUGAAGGCACAAGGCGAGAGAAGGGAGAUUUGGCACUUGCCUUGAUGAUUACCUACAAGGAUGAUCAGUCAAAAUUAAAAAAGAUUUUGGACAAGCUGUUAGACCGAGAAAGUCAGACUCAUAAACCACAGACCCUAAGCUCCUUCUACUCUUCCAGUAAACCUGCAGCAGCCAAUCAAAAAUCCCCAUCCAAACAUGCAUCUCAGUCUAGUACAUCCGUCCUUAUAUCAGGUACCCCACCAGCUCAUCAGCAGCAAGGAGUAGCCAGUGCAGUCCAUGGAGGCCUGGGAGAAAAUUUUCCAGAGAAAAGCACACAGGAUAGCUCCCAAAAAUCAACUGGAGAGCCCUCAGGGGAAGCACAUGUGUAUAAGCAGGAAGGGAAAGUCCCAAGCCGCCUGGCUUUGGGGAACCGAGGAGGUUACAAUGGGAGAUGCUGGGGUUCACCAGUGCGUCAAAAGAAGAAGCAUACAGGCAUGGCUAGUAUUGAUAGCAGUGCCCCAGAAACCACAUCCGACAGUUCCCCAACCCUGAGCCGCCGUCCUUUGCGUGGUGGUUGGGGAGCUACACCCUGGGGAAGAGGACAAGAUAGCGACAGUAUCAGCAGCUCCUCCAGCGACUCUUUGGGAUCAUCAUCUUCCAGUGGCAGCAGGAGAGCCAGUGGGGGAGCUCGAGCCAAGACUGUUGAAGUGGGCCGAUACAAGGGCCGUCGCCUGGAAAGCCAUGCACCCCAUGUUCCUAACCAGCCUUCUGAAGCCGCUGCCCACUUCUACUUUGAGCUGGCUAAGACUGUCCUCAUUAAAGCUGGAGGAAACAGCAGCACCUCCAUCUUCACCCAUCCAUCAUCUAGUGUAGGACAUCAAGGGCCCCACCGCAACCUGCACCUCUGUGCCUUUGAAAUAGGCCUCUAUGCUUUGGGGCUGCACAAUUUUGUAUCUCCAAACUGGCUGUCUAGGACUUACUCCUCCCAUGUCUCCUGGAUAACAGGGCAAGCCAUGGAGAUUGGCAGUGCAGCACUGAACAUUCUUGUAGAGUGUUGGGAUGGGCAUCUCACCCCACCUGAGGUGGCAUCUCUUGCAGACAGAGCAUCCAGAGCCAGGGAUUCCAAUAUGGUUCGUGCAGCAGCUGAAUUGGCUCUCAGCUGUCUUCCCCAUGCACACGCAUUGAACCCAAAUGAGAUCCAGAGAGCUCUGGUCCAGUGUAAGGAGCAGGAUAACAUGAUGUUGGAAAAGGCCUGUAUGGCUGUAGAAGAUGCUGCCAAGGGAGGAGGCGUUUAUCCUGAGGUCUUGUUUGAAGUGGCCCAUCAGUGGUACUGGCUGUAUGAGCAGAUGGUUGGUGGGACUCCCGUGCCGAGAGAGGGGGCUACUGGCUGCAGUACUGGAGGGGCACGGUCGGUGCCAGAAGCAAUUCGUGGACUUUCAGACAACAGGAUGAUCCAGGAUACCUCCACUGUGACUGUCGCAACUGCUGUGACUGCAGCGACUGUUGUGCCAGUGAUAUCAGUAGGCUCUACAAUAUAUCAGCAACAUACUGCAAUGGCUCAUGCACAUACACAGGGUCUCCACCCUUACACCACUCUUCAAACACAUAUACCAUCUGUCUGUAACCCACAGUAUAUUGGUAUCCCUCGCCAGCAACUCUCACAGCCAGCUCUCUUUCCUGUCCCAGGAGCACUGUACACCCAGGCUGUUCACCCAGCAUUCAUCGGGGCCCAGUAUCCCUACACUGUAACAACCCCAUCUCUGGCAGCGACAGCAGUAUCCUUUCCUGGAGCACCGGUCCCUUCAAUGACCCAGAUUGCUGUGCAUCCAUACCAUGCUGAGACAGGACUGUCCCUCUCUUCCAAUGUAGCAAUAGGGAAUGUUCAUACUGGAACAGCAUUUUCAGCCAUCCAAGGGUCAACCAUGACGACACUAAGCACCCAGCCUGCAUCUCUAGUGACGCCAGGCUUCCCUGCAGAAGAUGAACAGCACAGCCAGCCUGUAAGCCCCCAGGGUUUGCACUACCUCCAUUCAGCCUAUCGUGUAGGGAUGCUGGCUCUAGAGAUGCUGGGCAGGAGAGCCCACAACGACCACCCUAACAACUUCUCCAGAAGCCCUCCAUACACAGAAGAUGUGAAAUGGUUACUAGGUUUAGCUGCCAAGUUAGGUGUCAACUACGUGCAUCAGUUCUGUGUUGGGGCGGCCAAGGGGGUGCUGAGUCCAUUUGUUCUACAGGAGAUCAUCAUGGAGACUCUACAGAGACUGAACCCUGCCCACAUCCAUAAUCACCUGCGCACCCCCGCUUUUCAUCAGUUGGUACAGCGCUGCCAGCAGUCUUACAUGCAGUACAUCCACCACAGACUCAUCCACCUCACCCCGGCCGACUACGAUGAUUUCGUAAACGCCAUCCGCAGCGCCAGAGGUGCAUUCUGUCUCACGCCUUUAGGAGCAAUGCAGUUCAACGACAUCCUACAGAAUCUGAAACGUAACAAGCAGACCAAGGAGCUGUGGCAGAGGGUUUCCCUAGAAAUGGCCACCUUUUCUCCUUGACAACACAGGCACAAGUUGAUUAGCAACCAAGGACUCUCUUCGGGGGAUACGAGCUCCUUAAAGAGAAUAGGACUCUACACAUGAUCCAGUUUGGGACUGGACUUAAUGUCUUAGGCUGAAAGUUAUUGCAGUGAGCCAGCGAUGUUACAUUGUUACAUUAGAGCGUUAUGUUAGAGCUUCGCUUCCGUCAGGGAGUGGCUUUCACCCUUCCAACCCCACAACCACGUGGUAGAACUUUGACCGCACCCUUAAAAUAUUUGUACAACGUUGGAUUUCUUUUUUUUUAAUCUAUAGUUAUUUUAUUUUUAGUUUAAGGCUUCACCAAUCACUGGUUUAACAUCAUUCCUCACAUUACGAAACACUUGUUUCAUCGAGCGUUUGAGUGGUCAACUUGGCUGGGAUGAUCUUUCUGGAUUGUAAUUGGCUCCCAGUUUGGGCCACCGCUUCUUCUCCCCACUAGGGUUAGUUUGCAGUGUGUGCACGCCUGUCUUCUGUGUGUGUUUUGUCUUUGCAAAAUAUUUAUUUUAGCUUUUUAUCAAUGUAUUUUUUCCCUUGUAUAACGCACUGGGAGGGAGGGGGUCAAUACUUUUGGCACGAGGGCCAAUUAAAAAGGUAGUCUUCAUGUGUUUCUUCCCAUAGGGGACACUGAAAGGAACUAGCGUGGGUCUGGUAAUUAUCCUUUAUCAUACAGGGUGUGUGGUGUGGCCACGAAAUAAAUUCCUGCCACUGCAGUGUCUCCAAACAUGUUUUGUUUCUUCUGUCCCUCCCCUGUAGCCACCGGCCCUCCUGCAGUUUUUUGCUGUUCAGUUUAUGCUUUGUCCUUUUCUUUGUUUCCUAAUUAAAAGGUAUCUUUACAUGAAA